AUGCCAAAGUUCCAACGUCAGGCGACGCAUGCGAAUGAGUCGGACAUCUUACACUUGAUCGAUCAGCGCUUCGAGGACUUGGAGGAGACGGUCUCCCUAGCCGCCUUGGUGCCACAGCUCCAUGACCGGCUCUUUGAGGUGGAGCAGAUCGUGAAGCGUUUGCAAGAGGAACCUCCCAAUCGUGGCCCUCGAUGGAGUGUGAGUGACUCCAAACCACCAGCUCCUCUAGCACCACCAGAUGAUGAUGAUGUUGAGGGUCAAAAGGCAUUGGUGCCCAGGCUAUCCUUACCCAAAGGAGAGAUUCCCACAGGCCUCUCACCUCGCUCCAUGGCAGCCCAUUCUCCUGUAAAGCGGGAGAGACGGAAGACCAUCACCCAGGUCUCGCGCGACAAGAUGUCCGACAUCAACGAACGGCUCCUGGACACCCAGACGAGUGAGUACUACACCUUCGGAGAAUCCACCUGGGAUUUGGUGAUCUUCAUCGGCACCGGAGCGCUGGGGCCUCUAGGGAGUCUCCAAACAGUGCUUUUGGCCUUGGUGAAUGUGCUGAUGCAAAUCGUCUUCGUGGCCAUUGCUUACUACAACUUCACAGUGCCUGACAUCGACUCGAAAGCUGUGCUAGAGGCUGACCGCUGGCGCCGCUCCUCAGGGCAUUCAUUCUGGACCUACAGUGACGAGGCCAAACAAUCCUUGGCAGAGCGGGUCUGCAACCUUGAUAAGUCCUUGGAGCAAUCUGGUAUCCAGGUGGCUCUCUUUGAGAACAUCGACAAGUACCUGAAAUCGGGGCGAGAAGGCCUUGAAGGCUGGUUCACAGGUCAGAUUCUGUGCGUGGUGGCGCUCAUCUGUUGGUACUUGAUGGUGGCCAAGGAGGUGAGUCAUGCCACAGCAUUGCAUCGUGGGGUCAUUGCGAUGCCGUUGGGUCCCACGCGAUUAGAUGCCCGGGAGAAUCCCUUCACCCAGCAGAAGCACUAUCGCUUGCGGAGCGUGGCUGCGCGAAGGAAGCUGUUCAGCUUGAUCUUGUUGAUCUACCGCUUGGUGGCCGCAGGCCUGUUGGUCUUCGUGGGGACUUUCUUCUUGGUCUAUACCGUCAGUGUGACCGAGCUGAUUUUGAACGCUGUGGCCUUAGGGAUUAUUCUGGACAUUGAUGACUUGCUCUUCGAUGCUUUGGCCACGACCCCUGGGCGUCAUUUAGUCCAUCAGCUGGAUCCACUUCCCAUGCCGUCACUCCCACGGUGGCGAGGUGCGGAUCUGAAGUCCGCUUCCAUGUCAGUGCUGAUCCCAACCCUGACGUUGGUGGUGUAUUUGACGAUGUUGGGGCCCUUUGUGGGCACCUUGACCGAGGUGAGUGAAGCCAUGUGUGGUGGCAACAAACUCUUUGUUUGGAAUGUGGACAAGCGUCAGGUGGUUCUCAUGUCACCCACUGCUGGGAAUGGUUGGGAGGAAGAAGAAGGGAGCAUCAAGGGUCUGGCCGUGGAAGAGGGGAAGAGCAUUGGCUAUGGCCUUGCAGAGAAUGACACCAGAUGGGGUCUGUGGGUCAGCGAUGUCUCCUUCCUGGACGAUGCCUCUGUGCUCACCUUGGCGGAGACCAUCGAUGCCAACAACCCAACAUGUGGUGAUUUGGCGGACGCUGAGCCGAUGCUCUCUUACCUGAGAUAUUUCCUGGGAAAUGAGAGCGUUCAGGGAUGUGCGGAUGCCCUGUCCUUUUGCAGCUCCUUCACCAGCAUGCCUGACUUUGGCGUGGAUGGAGGCAAGGGCUGGGGAGCUCGAAUGUUGUGUUCCGCCACCUGUGGCUGCAAUGAUCCAGCAGGCCAGCACAUUGCGGUGCAGGGCUGUCCAUAUGGCGUCAGCCGCCCGUGCCAACAGUCCCAAGCUUUCCAAGCAGUCCGACGGAACAGUGCCUGCAGUGAGAAGAGCGCCGCCAGCCUUCGAGAAUUUCUACCAUGGGUUGAAUGGGUCAAUACGAUACGUGCCUAUGGAGAGUCGCCUGCAGAUCUAGCCUUAAAGGACGAUGCCCUGCUGAUUGCAGAGGCGAUGUGGGAUCACGGUUGCGACUUUCCAGCCAAUUUGAGCGCCCGGAACAUCUCCUGGGGAAACUGCUUCAAUUGGAACAGUACCUUUGAGUGGGACUUCAAGACGAUUGAGGCCUUUUGCCCGCUGACCUGUGGAUGUUCAGCGAGUCACACACUCACCUCCUGCCCGCAGCCCUUUGGGUAUUCCUGUGAUGAGAUCGACCGACGCGGGUGCCUCACCUGGAACGAUCAAACCUUUUGCCCCAACUUCUCACCCAGCUUUCGAGGCCUCAUCUCGUGCGGUAUUUCAGCCACAGAUCCUGCGCUGCUCGCGCCCUUCAGUGCGAUUUUUGAGUUGUCCCUCACCGAAGCAGUGGCAUUUCAUGCUGGAGUUGGAUCCUAUAGUAUCAAGAUGGAUCUCCAGUUCAGAAAUCCGCAGCUGAUUGGAAUCUUUAGCAUUUUCAAAGUGGAGGAGGACACGAAUCUGCAGACUGCGUCUGCGCAGCUGUUCUCGACCUCUGCAGCAGAGAUGGAGGCAACUGUCACACAAAUACUUCUGAACCGCUCUGUGCCUGUAAAUGCUAUUGGUCUGAGCGUUCAAGGUUUGAGCAAUGUCGUGCCGAACAAUCUCCCCUGA
This is a messenger RNA of Durusdinium trenchii, 2646 nucleotides long. The record is from the annotation of a GenBank genome assembly. NCBI's taxonomy places the organism in Eukaryota, Dinophyceae, Suessiales, Symbiodiniaceae.